UAAGUUUGUGUCCCAGUUCUACGGUCUUUUUCCAUGGAAUGAAAUAAAUUAAUUCGUAUUUGGUACUAAUAGAUAUAGAUAAAUAAAAAAUUCGUUAAUUACCUAACGUAUAAAGUAAUCAAUCGACAGUGAAACACAAAGUCUCGUUUUUGUCUGUUACUGUCUGAUUGACUCCAGUAAUAGUAUAUCACACACAUUCAUUCUCUCUCUCCCUCCCGAACUCUCAGGCUUUCUCUUUAAUUCCUCCUCGUUCGAUGAACUUUCUUGUAGAAACUGGAUCCAUUUGAGAAAACCCAUUUCAAAUCUAUUCACUUUUUCUCAUUUCUAUGCAUUUUUUAAGAAAAUUGCAUUCCCCUUGAAGCUCCAGAGAGAAGAAAAUGAGAGACUUUCCUUCUUGCUCCGGCGAAAACGGCGUUCAGGUUGCAAAUUCUCCAUCCUCCACCGCCGGAAAAACAGCUCAGAAUCUUGUCAUUUGCAUCUACCGUUGCCGCAUCCGUGGCAAGACUUGCUUGAUCACUGUCACAUGGACUAAGUCUCUGAUGGGUCAGUGUGUAACCAUCGGAGUCGAUGAUUCUUGCAACACAAGUCUCUGUAAAGUCGAGAUUAAGCCCUGGCUCUUCACUAAACGAAAAGGUUCCAAGAAUCUAAGUAAUAUUAGUGUCUUCUGGGAUCUCUCCUCUGCUAAGUUUGGAUCCAGCCCCGAGCCUUUAGGAGGGUUCUACGUAUGCGUGGUUGUUGACAAAGAGAUGACUCUUCUUCUCGGUGAUAUGAGGAAAGAAGCUUUUAAAAAAACUAACGCUGCACCGUCUUCAUCUCUCGGUGCUGUGAUUAUGGCUAAGAGAGAGCAUGUGUUUGGUAAGAGAACGUUUGAAACAAAAGCUCAGUUCUCGAACGAUGGCAAAACGCAUGAUCUUGUGAUAGAAUGUGACGUGAGUGUUUCUGAUCCUUGUCUCGUUGUUCUUGUUGAUGGGAAGGUCUUGAUGAAGGUGAAGCGGGUUCAUUGGAAGUUUCGUGGUAAUGAUACGAUGGUUGUCGAUAGGAUCUCUGUGGAAGUUAUUUGGGAUGUUCAUAGUUGGUUCUUUGGUCUGCCGUCGUCACCGGGGCAUGCUGUGUUUAUGUUCAGGACUUGUCAACAACCUGUUGAAAAGACUUGGUCGUUUUCGCAACAGGUUCCAACGAGCUCGAAGUCUCAGAGUGUUGGGUUCUCGUUGGUUCUGUACGCUUGGAAGAACGAGUAGAGAAUAAGAAGAAGAAGUUUUGAGAGUUCUUUUGUUUUCUCUUGAGUGCUAACAAAAGAUUUUUAAAAAGGAACUGUUGAUUCUUCUCAAUUGAUUUUAUCAUAGGAUCGUCAGAAGAACUUGAUCUUGGUAUAUAUCAGUUUCAUGUCAUAGUUUCUACAUGACACUUGUAAAGACUCUUGUUCAAAGUCAGAUUGCUUUGGUCCUGUAUCAAGAAACCAAAUGUCCAGAUACUAUGUUUUGGUCUCCUGGUAGCAUAAUGUUCUUUACUAGGA
This is a messenger RNA of Brassica napus (rape), 1513 nucleotides long. RefSeq lists its product as uncharacterized. Bases 378 to 1238 code for a protein of 286 amino acids. Lineage: Eukaryota; Viridiplantae; Streptophyta; Magnoliopsida; Brassicales; Brassicaceae. The transcript has a single exon. The record is from RefSeq and is a predicted model, not a curated record.